AUGAUAGGACUGAAAUUCGCCGCUAGAAGCACUCCCCGCUUCCAGUCUUUGUUCUGGAGACCCUUUAGUAGGACGUCGUUUACAUUAAAGAGCAAGGCCAAAAAUUCCACCGAUGUCGAGGAAAUAAAUCCGUCAGCUAUACUGAAAGACGUCGACACACAGUUCCAAUCUGUCUUGGACAAGUACAAGAAAAAGAUCACAGAGAUCAAAUUGGGCAAGGCAGAUCCCCAAAUUUUUAACAAAUUGAAAGUCAGGGUCGAAAAUGGGACAGUUCCGUUCACCGACAUCGCUCAGACCACCCUCAAAGGAAAGUUUCUUACCAUUACCGUUUUUGACCCCAAGAAUAGCAAACGGAUCAUCAGCGCUAUUUUGGGUACUAAUUUGAACCUGAAUGCUGAGGAAGACCCCAAAAACCCACAGCUUCUGAGGGUUGCUCUGCCAUCCACCACCAAGGACUUGAAAGAGAAACAGGCCAAGGAAUUAAAGGAAAACUUCAACAUUUUCAAGGCCAGCUCUGCAAGCAUCCGUGCACAGGUGCUUAAAGACCUCAAGAAAGUGCGGGGCUCUGCCGACACGCUUAGGAAGCUGCUGAACGAUAUUGAGAAGACACACAAGAACUACACAGAAAAAUUGACCAAUGCGUACAAAGAGGCCGAAAAGAGCCUGAAAUAA
Messenger RNA from Ogataea parapolymorpha DL-1, 672 nucleotides. Its product is annotated as Ribosome-recycling factor, mitochondrial, mitochondrial. Lineage: Eukaryota; Fungi; Ascomycota; Pichiomycetes; Pichiales; Pichiaceae. Gene Ontology annotation, cellular component: mitochondrion. Gene Ontology annotation, molecular function: ribosomal large subunit binding. The record is from RefSeq and is a predicted model, not a curated record. Gene Ontology annotation, biological process: translation. The coding region runs from base 1 to 672 and encodes 223 amino acids. The transcript has a single exon.